AUGUCGAAACAGGACAGCUUAGUUCAGCCUGAGGCCGCUGAAGAUGAACUUGACGAAUGGGAUCAACGAAUUUUCAGCACAGGCUGUUCUGGUAAGUUUAAGGUCCUCUGCGGGACAGGCAGAUCUGAGGAAGAGACAGAGGAGCAACUGCGCAUGAACGAUUGCUACUUUGAGAAGAAAGACUGGAGAGCUUGCAAGGCCGAAGUAUGUGUUGAACCCCAACCUCGAUGA
Cladophialophora psammophila CBS 110553 is the source of this 231-nucleotide messenger RNA. RefSeq lists its product as uncharacterized. The record is from RefSeq and is a predicted model, not a curated record. The transcript has 2 exons. The coding region runs from base 1 to 231 and encodes 76 amino acids. Lineage: Eukaryota; Fungi; Ascomycota; Eurotiomycetes; Chaetothyriales; Herpotrichiellaceae.